AAAAGUUUUGCAGUCUCUUCUUCUUCUUCUUCUUCUUCUUCUUCAAGAACAAAACUCCACUGAAACCUUCUGCGUUCAAAUAAUCACAGGCAUUACAUGACAUGGGUGCUGUAGAGAAAGGAUCCGAAAAACAUUCGAUUGAUAUUGACAUUGACAACGAUUCAGCUGAUACUUCUUGGUUCACCCCUUGGAGGUUGCUUGGGCUAUUCUGUGUGAUCAACUUGAUAACUUAUUUGGAUCGAGGAGUAAUUGCGAGUACUGGUGUAAACGGGGUUCCAGAAACUUGCAAACCUUCUGGAGAAUGUUCAAGUGGUACUGGACUUCAGGGUGAGUUCCACUUGACCAAUGGUGAAGAUGGUGUUCUAUCUUCUGCAUUCAUGGUUGGACUUCUUAUUGCAUCUCCAAUAUUUGCAUCCUUGGCCAAGAGCAUGAAUCCCUUUAGGCUUGUUGCAGUUGGUUUGUUAAUUUGGACUUUUGCUGCAAUUGGUUGUGGAAUUUCAGUUGGUUUUUGGUCAAUUACAGUGUGUCGAAUGUUAGUUGGUGUUGGUGAAGCUUCUUUUAUAAGUCUUGCAGCUCCAUUCAUUGAUGAAAAUGCUCCACCAAAACAGAGAUCAGCAUGGCUAGGAAUAUUUUACAUGUGUAUACCAACCGGAAUUGCACUUGGUUAUGUUUAUGGUGGACUGGUUGGAGGUAGUUAUGGUUGGCGAUACGCGUUUUUAAGUGAAGCGGUUAUGAUGGUGCCAUUUGUUAUUUUGGGUUUUGUAAUGAAACCUUUGAAUCUCAAAGGUAUUACGAAUGCUAAAAAUGCCGCGGGAUCUUCAAAAGACAAGGCUGAUUCUCAAACUACUAGCAUUUUCCAAGAUAUUAAAGAGCUUCUGAAUGAGAAAAUAUAUAUAGUAAAUGUUUUAGGUUAUAUUGCGUACAAUUUUGUGAUAGGUGCUUAUUCAUAUUGGGGACCAAAGGCUGGCUAUAGCAUAUAUCAUAUGAGCAAUGCUGACAUGAUGUUUGGAGGAAUCACGAUUGUGGGUGGAAUUGUGGGGACAUUAACGGGAGGUUUUGUCCUUGACAAACUUGAUUCCACAAUCCCUAAUGCUUUUAAGCUUCUUUCAUCAGUAACAUUUUUCGGGGCAAUAUUUUGCUUUAGUGCCUUUUGUUUCAAGAACAUGUACGUCUUCAUUGUUUUCUUUCUUAUUGGAGAAAUGCUCAUUUUUGCCACUCAGGGUCCUGUAAACUUUGUGUCUAUUCAUGCUGUUAAACCAAGCUUAAGACCAUUGGCUAUGGCUGCAUCUACUGUAUCAAUUCAUAUCUUUGGUGAUGUGCCUUCAUCUCCACUUGUUGGAGUUAUGCAGGACCAUAUUGGAAACUGGAGAACAUCCACAUUAAUCUUGACAACCGUACUGUUUUUAGCAGCUGGAAUAUGGUGUAUAGGUAUUUUUAUUCCAUUUGUUGAUAAAGAUGAUGAAGAUAUGGAAAAUCCAAAAAAGUCAAACAAGACAAAUCCAUUCGAUGAUUAG
Molecule: messenger RNA, 1514 nt
Organism: Lactuca virosa
Lineage: Eukaryota; Viridiplantae; Streptophyta; Magnoliopsida; Asterales; Asteraceae
Source: the annotation of a GenBank genome assembly